Molecule: messenger RNA, 2951 nt
Organism: Gekko japonicus
Lineage: Eukaryota; Metazoa; Chordata; Lepidosauria; Squamata; Gekkonidae
Gene: IDH3A
Product: isocitrate dehydrogenase 3 (NAD+) alpha
Exons: 11
Coding region: 1-1116 (371 amino acids)
Biological process (GO): tricarboxylic acid cycle; isocitrate metabolic process
Cellular component (GO): mitochondrion
Molecular function (GO): NAD binding; magnesium ion binding; isocitrate dehydrogenase (NAD+) activity
Source: RefSeq, a predicted model, not a curated record
AUGGGUGUCAACCGCAUACAUCUGGAGCCACCAUUGUCUGAGGUCUUUCGUUUACUAGAGGGGUUCAAAUUCCAAAAACAGGUGACCAGACGUUUUGGUAGUACUACGCAGACAGUCACUUUGAUUCCCGGAGACGGCAUCGGACCGGAGAUUUCGGACGCCGUCAUGAAGAUUUUCGACGCUGCUGCCGCUCCCGUUGACUUCGAAGAGAGAAUCGUGACGGCGAUUCAAGGGCCCGGAGGGAAAUGGAUGAUCCCUCAAGAUGCCAAAGAUUCCAUGGACAAGAAUAAAAUAGGACUGAAAGGCCCUUUGAAAACGCCCAUCGCCGCCGGCCACCCAUCCAUGAACCUGCUGCUCCGCAAAACCUUCGACCUUUACGCAAACAUCCGCCCCUGUGUGUCGAUAGAAGGCUACAAAACCCCUUACACAGACGUCGACAUAGUCACAAUACGAGAGAACACGGAAGGCGAAUACAGCGGCAUUGAGCACGUGAUCGUCGAAGGCGUCGUGCAGAGUAUCAAGCUCAUCACGGAAGAAGCCAGCCGGCGUAUCGCGAACUUUGCCUUUGAGUACGCCAGGAACAACCACAGGAGCAAAGUGACGGCCGUGCACAAAGCAAACAUUAUGCGAAUGUCCGACGGCCUGUUCUUGAAAAAAUGCAGAGAAGCGGCGGAGAGCUGUAAAGACAUUAAGUUUAACGAAAUGUAUCUCGACACAGUGUGUCUGAAUAUGGUGCAAGAUCCAAGUCAGUUUGAUGUCCUCGUUAUGCCAAAUUUGUACGGAGACAUCCUGAGCGAUUUGUGUGCAGGACUGAUCGGGGGUCUCGGAGUAACGCCAAGCGGGAACAUUGGUGCUAACGGAGUUGCCAUCUUUGAAUCGGUUCAUGGAACCGCUCCCGACAUUGCCGGGAAGGACUUGGCCAACCCGACGGCCCUGCUCCUGAGCGCGGUGAUGAUGCUGCGUCACAUGGGCCUGCAAGACUACGCCAAGAGAAUAGAGGACGCCUGCUUCGACACCAUCAAGGCCGGAAAGGUCUUGACCAAAGAUUUAGGAGGUAACGCCAAGUGCUCGGACUUCACAGCAGAGAUCUGCCGAAGGGUGAAGGAUAUGGAAUAACAACAAACACUCCCACCCUGCAUAUCAUGUCGGUUACACGCACUCCAGACGGAUCUUCUUACUCAAAACACAUUAGCUGUCUGCAAUUUAUAUACUUCAGUUUGUCUUUCUCUCGGAGAAAGCAAGCGUCUUUCUUUUCAUUUUUUUUUAAGGUGGGGCCUCUUUGUUAAAUCAACUCAGCCCGCAUGGAUGUGAUUAUUCUUGUGCCUGUUUUUUUUCGCCAGACCGCUUUCUAAAGUGCUUUUUCAUCCUUUUAUUUAUGUGUUGAACGUCCUUCCCCUCACCCCCCCCCUUUCUCUCUUUUUUAAUUUUUGUAGCAGUUCUUUUAGGGUACUGGAUGAAGUGGUCGGCCAUCUUUCCCAUUUCAAAAUCUUUUUUUUUUUACGUUCGAGAAAUCCAUUAGCCUCUAAAUGUAGGAGAAAACACGACUUUGAAGCAGAUUUGGUUGGUCUAUUCGGUCUGUGGUCUGUAUGGAACACAGGCGGUUCUUUGGCCUUUUAAAAUAGCACAAGUCUAUAGAUAUUUCCUAAAGCAAGAAAAUACUUGAAUUAACCUCUAGAGAAGCCAGUGCGAAGAAAGCCUUUGAGUGUGCUCUCCAGCACCUGAGAUUUGCCCUUUGAAAGUAUGUAUAAAUGAAUUCCAUUUGUAUAAGCGCCGGAUUUUUAAAGACUGUAUAUAAAAUUCAGGGCAUCUUUGCAGUGUCUCCGUAUCUAGAUAGACUACCCCCCCCCCAGCCUCCGGAUGGCUUUGAUCUAGCAGUUUCCAAUGAAGAUGAAAUGCAAACUGAUUUUUGUCCGCUGUCGAUCAAAUGGGGGGAGGGGACUUUUUCGAUCUGGACCAAUACCAAAUGCAUCAUCCGCCGUUCCCGAAUCUGAGGCCUUUAUAUUAUCCUCACUUUUUAUAUUAUGAUUCAGUUCACAUUUAUGCCCCUCUGAUAUUAAUGGCUUUUCGAAACAACCGAAACGGAAGACAAAUGAGAUUACAUAGCCGGCCCAAGGGACAGAUGAGGCAGAGGGGAACCGUCCCGCGUCACCGUUUCUGUCCCGAAUAACAUCCAGACGUACAAAAUAGAUGCUGUAAUAGGUCUUCCCCCAAUGUAGUGUCUUCCCCUCCCCUGCAAUCGGCAGCUAGUUAAGUACAGUGGGGCUGGGGAAGUUCAGAGACUCGUGGCGUGGUCAGGUUUUCAAACUUCUUAGGCCCCUUAGUUUUUCACACUCUGCCACACAUCUCCCGUCAUGCCCAGUUCCAGCGUGAGCAGGACAGAAUGCAGGAUUCUGUUGGUUUUUUUCUCUCCCUCUUUUGGGUCACGCCUGAAAGGUGUCAAAGUUCUAAACUUCUUCCCGUCGCACAUCACGUUGGGGGGGGAACCGUGUGCGACGCCGGCCCCUUCAAACUUCUCGACAUAAUUCCACGGCCAGUUUCUCCAGUCCGUGUGGUACGCUCCCCGCCUCUUUCCGAGACCCUGUCCGCUGAGUUUCAGCUGUCCGCUUCUCGGUCUACGAAUCCAAGCCACAUAGAGUCCCUCCGCUUUGCCACACGGAUUCCCCGCUCGGCGUCCGCACAAGCAAAAUUAGUGAUGGACACAACUGUGAGGGGUUUCGGGGUGUGUGGUUGUAUUCUUUUUUUUCCCCCAUGCUUAUGCACUGAGAAGUAUUUAACUUCCGUUCUCGUACGUCAAUAUGGGCUGGCUCGAAAGAAAGACCUCUUGCUUCGUCUGUGUUUUAUCUGCCGCCGCCGCCGCUGCUUCCGUCUCUUUGGAUUGUACUAAGUGACUAUGGGGGAGUCACCAAUCGCACACAAAGUGGAGAAAACAGAAUAAAGAUCUCCCAAAGACA